Molecule: messenger RNA, 2584 nt
Organism: Papilio machaon (common yellow swallowtail)
Lineage: Eukaryota; Metazoa; Arthropoda; Insecta; Lepidoptera; Papilionidae
Gene: twisted
Product: protein O-mannosyl-transferase 2
Exons: 16
Coding region: 83-2233 (716 amino acids)
Biological process (GO): protein O-linked glycosylation via mannose
Cellular component (GO): membrane; endoplasmic reticulum
Molecular function (GO): dolichyl-phosphate-mannose-protein mannosyltransferase activity
Source: RefSeq, a predicted model, not a curated record
GUUAUUUUAUUUUUAGAGAAAGUUUAUAAUUUAUAUUAUAUUUCCUCGUUUUAUUAUAAGUAAUAAAGUAAAUUAUAAAAACAUGUCUGAAAAGGUCAAAAAGAAAGUGUUUAGUAAAUCUAGUGUUAAAGGUUGGUGGAUUCUUUUUGGUGUUAUAUGCGCGGCUACCUUUUUGACCCGAUUUUAUAAAGUAUUGGAACCAGAUCAUGUUUGCUGGGAUGAGACUCACUUUGGUAAAAUGGCUAGUUGGUACAUAAAUAGAACUUUCUUCUUUGAUGUCCAUCCACCUCUGGGAAAGAUGCUAAUAGCACUCUCAGGGAAACUGUCAGGCUAUGAUGGAAAAUAUCCUUUUGAGAAACCCGGCGAUAAAUAUAAUGGUACCAGAUAUGAAGGAAUGAGAAUUUUUUGUACUACAUUAGGAGCGUUAACAGUUCCGAUAACAUUUUUGUCAAUUUGGGAGAUGACACAAUCUUUGGAAGCCACAUCUAUUGGUACCAUUCUACUGUUAUGUGAUGUUGGAUAUUUAACUCUGAACAGAUAUAUUCUUUUAGAUCCUAUUCUGUUAUUUUUUAUGAGCUGUGCUAUUUAUGGAGCUUUUAAGGUGAGAACAUUAACAGAUACAGGUCUGCCGCCAUAUUCAACUCGUAUGUUGUCAUGGCAACUGUUCCUGGGCUGGUCUCUAGCAUGCACAAUGUCUGUUAAGUUUGUUGGUUUGUUCCUUGUAUUGUUUGUUGGUCUGCGCACAAUUGCAGAUUUAUGGAAUAUUCUAGGCGAUCUAACAAAACCAGUGAUGUUAACAUUGAAACAUUUAAUUGGACGGACCUUUACAUUAAUUCUAUGGCCGAUCAUUCUUUAUGUGUUCUUUUUCUGGAUUCAUCUCACAGUGCUAAGCAAAAGUGGCAACGGCGACGGUUUCUACUCGUCGGGUUUCCAGGCGCGUUUGGAGGGCAAUAGUUUGCACAACGCCAGUGCGCCACGUCUGGUGGCUUACGGAGCUCUCGUCACACUGAAGAACCACCGCACUGGCGGCGGCUAUUUGCACUCGCAUCAUCAUCUCUAUCCCGCCGGAGUGGGGGCUCGUCAGCAGCAGAUAACAACGUACACACACAAAGAUGAUAACAACCGGUGGGUGGUGAAACCCUACGACCGCGAGUCUGUGUCGGGUGGUGCGGGGGGUGCGGUGGUGGUGCGCAGCGGAGACCUGGUGCGCCUCACACACGCCGCCACAGGCCGCAAUCUGCACUCGCACAGGGAACGAGCACCUCUCUCACACAAGUACCUGCAGGUCACAGGGUACGGAGAGGAUGGUAUAGGAGACGCCAAUGAUGUUUGGAAGAUCUUAAUCUCCGGAGGGAAGGAUGGGGAAGAGAUCCAAACUGUGCGGAGCAAGUUGAUGUUUGUGCAUUAUUUACAGACAUGUGUAUUGACUACAACUGGAAAACAGUUACCGAAGUGGGGCUACGAACAACAAGAGGUGGCGUGUAACCCCAACUUGAGGGACAAACACGCGCUUUGGAAUGUUGAGGACAACUUGUUUGAUGACUUACCCAAGGUGAGUUUCGAUGCGUACGCGUCUGGAUUCUUGGAGCGGUUCAUAGAGUCGCACGCCGUCAUGUUCCAAGGCAACUCAGGACUCAAGCCCAAGGAAGGGGAGGUGACAUCACAACCCUGGCAGUGGCCUAUCAAUUACAGGGGUCAAUUUUUCUCUGGCAGUGGUCAUAGAGUAUAUUUAUUAGGCAACCCUGUAGUUUGGUGGACCAACCUUAUUUUCUUGGUUGUUUUCUUUUUUAUCUACAUCAUUAAUUCUAUCAGAGAAAAGAGGGCAGAGGCAUUUGGAAAACCUUUAAAAGGUAAGACUAAAAGACAACAUGGGGAUGGGGGAGGGCGUUUGCUGAACGCUGCGGGGUGGAGUUUCGUGGGGUGGGCGCUGCACUACGUGCCCUUCUGGGCGAUGGGCCGCGUGCUUUACUUCCACCAUUACUUCCCCGCGCUCGUCUUCAGCUCCAUGCUCACAGGUAUCUUAACAGAAUAUCUGUUACGUAGCAUCAAGAGUUACUUGAGCCCAGAGUUGGGGCGCAGCGUGUACCAGUGCGCGAUGGGUCUCGUCAUCUCCAGUACAGUGUACAGCUUCUAUCUGUUCUCUCCAUUGGCGUACGGCAUGACCGGUCCUUUAGCACACGAGCCCAACUCCACUAUGACCGGCUUGAAAUGGCUGGAGUCGUGGGAGUUUUAAUGUUCUAACCAUAAAUAUAUUCUGACCAUAGACUAAUAAAUCGAGUGUUUCGUUCGUAAAUUUCUGACACAAACUGAAAAUCGAUUUUUUUAAAUGUCAUUUUGUUUUGUAAAUGACAACACUGUGAGUAAUUAUCGCGGCAAAAGGAUUCCAGAAGCGUUGUUUUUUGCCUCCUUUUUGUCUAUAGGUUAUAUAUUCAUGGUUCUAACUAUGGAAACUAAUGUCGAAAAAUCUGUACCAUAAACAUAAGUAUGUUGUCUCUGGUUUUACAAACGAAAUUGAGUGGGACUACAAUAUUUUUAAUGGCGCUGUGACAGAGGAAAUUAUGGUUUUACUAUUAUUCAAGUGACU